AUGAUGAAUACAUUAAAUAUAUUUGUUUUUAUCAUCAAUUUAAUAUAUGUUCUUGUUUCUUGUGAUGCAACAUCCACUGCGAAACCUGAACAAUCUCUUAUUAUGCAUGGCCGUAUUACAUUUCUUCCUAAUUUCCAAAUCCCGACUGAAUCUGAUGCUAAAUUAACUGUUGAAUUACAAGAUACAUCACUUGCUGAUGCUUCAGCAAUAGUUAUUGCAAGAUCAAUUAGCAAAGCAGUUCAAUUUCCAAUAUCAUUUGCUAUUAAAUAUUCACCUUCACAAAUUUUAGAAGGACAUACAUAUUCACUUAGUGUGACUAUUAAAGAUAACAAGAACGAAUUGUUAUAUAUCAAUGAUGUAUAUAUUAGAGUAACACCGGUAGGUUCUAGUCGUACUAAACUCAUUGAUAUACCUGUUAAAAGUGUUAAACAAACAAAUCCUAUAUUAAACAAAAAUCAAUGGCCUGAAUUAAUCGGUAAAAAUGGUCAAGAAGCAGUGAAUAUAAUCAAAAAAGAAACAGGCUUUACAAAUGUUAUGAUAGUCAAAGAAGGAUCACCGGUUACAUUAGAUUAUCGUACGGAUCGUGUUCGUGUUUUUGUUAAUGAUGAAGGCAUUGUUACAAUUGUUCCAACAAUUGGUUAA
Messenger RNA from Rotaria sordida, 642 nucleotides. Lineage: Eukaryota; Metazoa; Rotifera; Eurotatoria; Philodinida; Philodinidae. The record is from the annotation of a GenBank genome assembly.